AUGGCGGCUCACGUUCUCGGCUCCCUGCUCGCUGGUGUCAGGGCUGGAUCACCCGGUGGCAAACUUCCCCUGGGAAUUGUAAUCAGAGUAUUGAGAUCUGCUUUUGCCGCCGCGGUGACACCUCCCAACGCCGCGGCGAGACGGUCCAGAUGUGUGCACUCAGACAAAGCCCACUUCAUCAUAAUGGCGCUCUGUCACAGCGGAGUGAAGCCUCUUGUAAUGAAUAAUUAUAGCUCUGGGAAGGUGCACCGAGGCGGCAGGUCACUGUGGUUGAAGCCACAGGCCUGGUGUCCUGUGUCGCCCCUGACACCAGUGGACCUGUUAAUAAAGCCACUGCACACUGAGAUCAAAGAGCAGAUUGGACAGUCUGUGUGA
Molecule: messenger RNA, 375 nt
Organism: Knipowitschia caucasica
Lineage: Eukaryota; Metazoa; Chordata; Actinopteri; Gobiiformes; Gobiidae
Source: the annotation of a GenBank genome assembly